CACAAGACAAGACACAUCCAGAACCGUCCCACUAGAAGCCACAAGAUGAAGGUCUGGCAGUGUGCGCUAUGGAUCUCCGCUCUCACAUUGCAGGCGGCUCGCUCUCAGUCUCCGGAUCGGGAAGAAUGGAUCAAAGAGGCCUUGGACCUCUACAACCAGAGGGAAGAUGGAGAGUUCUUCUUUAAAUUCCUGUCUGAUCUCCCGGCCGCCCCCCUGGAGGAGGAAAACAAUCCGACAAUCGCGUUCUUAAUAAAGGAGACGGAAUGCCUGAAAUCUGAAGAUAUCAACUUGGAGGAAUGUGACUACAAGAAGGACGGGGAGGUGAAGGUCUGUGGAUUGUACCCGGCUGAGGGGGAGACCAUGAAGACUCUGAAAUGUGUCGGCCUGACCAAGGCUAACGGCAAAGCUGAAUCCGCAGUAAAGAUCGUUAAAAAUGUAUGCAAGAAAGCACAAAGUGAUGGUAAAGACCAGUGGAAGGCCAUCUUACAAUGGAGGAACACUCCAACUGUGGGCAUGGAUAGUAGCUGUUAG
Molecule: messenger RNA, 531 nt
Organism: Nanorana parkeri
Lineage: Eukaryota; Metazoa; Chordata; Amphibia; Anura; Dicroglossidae
Product: cathelicidin-related peptide Na_CRAMP-like
Exons: 4
Coding region: 46-531 (161 amino acids)
Biological process (GO): defense response
Cellular component (GO): extracellular region
Source: RefSeq, a predicted model, not a curated record